AAUAUACAAGUGUAGGAACCUAAAAAUAUAUUUUGCCUAAAUCUUCUCUGGUAACAGUAUCCUAAAACCCUAAUCGAAACUCCAUAGUUUCAGACAAUAAGCACAGCCUCAUGUUGAACACAACCCAACACGAUCGUCCGAAGUAGUUUUGUAUUAAGAAAAGACAGAAGGAAUACCGCCGCUAUAGUGUGAGGUCUGUUUCCGCAAUUUAGUUUGUGGCGGUUUCAAGUUCUUCGGACGAACCGUACGAGCAAUCUCACAUUGUAAUUAAAUGAUGGCUGCUCGGGCUUCAAGGAGGUUAUUGAGAGACUUUUUGUAUAAAAAAGGGACUGUUUCGGGUUAUGUUGUUGGUGGGAGAUGCUUCUCUUCUGUCCCAGAACGUCUUCCUAAAAUACCUCACUUCUCUAGAAAAGGUAGGCUGCUGUCGGGAGCCACCAUUGGACUUAUUAUUGCUGGAGGAGCCUAUGUCAGUACCAUGGAUGAAGCAUCUUUCUGCGGCUGGCUAUUCAAUGCAACAAAACUUGUGAACCCUUUUUUUGCCCUCCUAGAUGCUGAGGAUGCUCAUAAACUUGCUGUAUCAGCUGCUGCUCGCGGUUGGGUUCCAAGGGAGAAGAGGCCAGACCCAUCAAUUUUAGAAUUAGAGGUGUGGGGAAGGAAGUUCUCCAACCCUUUAGGUCUUGCUGCUGGAUUUGAUAAAAAUGCUGAAGCUGUUGAAGGCUUGCUUGGUAUGGGUUUUGGCUUUGUAGAGGUUGGUUCUGUCACUCCUGUUCCACAAGAGGGUAAUCCAAAGCCACGCAUUUUCAGAUUGCGUGAGCAAAGUGCAAUUAUCAACCGAUGUGGCUUUAAUAGCGAAGGCAUUGUUGCUGUUGCAAAGCGUUUGGGUACUCAACAUGGAAAGAGAAAGUUAGCCGAAACUUCAAGCACUUCAACUUCUCCAAGCGAAGACAUCAAACAUGGAGGUAAAGCUGGUCCUGGCAUUCUUGGGGUAAAUCUUGGAAAGAACAAGACAAGUGAGGAUGCUGCGGCAGAUUAUGUUCAAGGGGUUCAUACAUUAUCUCAGUAUGCUGACUACCUGGUUAUUAAUGUUUCAUCGCCCAAUACUCCUGGGUUGCGAAUGCUUCAGGGGAGAAAACAAUUAAAGGAUCUUGUGAAAAAGGUUCAAGCUGCUCGUGAUGAAAUGCAGUGGGGUGAGGAGGGCCCACCUCCUAUGCUUGUAAAGAUUGCUCCUGACUUGUCAAAGGAAGACCUUGAAGACAUUGCAGCGGUUGCCCUUGCUUUGCGAUUGGAUGGACUGAUUAUAUCAAAUACAACUAUAUCAAGGCCGGAUUCUGUAAGCAAGUGCCCUGCGGCCAAGGAAACUGGCGGUUUAAGUGGCAAACCUCUAUUCAACCUGUCUACAGACAUCUUGAAAGAGAUGUAUAUUCUGACAAGGGGAAAGAUUCCUUUAAUAGCUUGUGGGGGUGUAAGCAGCGGCGCUGAUGCAUACACGAAAAUUCGAGCUGGAGCUACUCUUGUUCAGAUUUAUACUGCAUUUGCCUAUGGAGGGCCUGCCCUAAUUCCUCAAAUAAAGGCCGACUUGGCGGAAUGCUUAGAAAGAGACGGCUUCAAGUCCGUUAAAGAAGCAGUUGGUGCAGAUUAUAGAUAAAAUCACGUUCGUAUCUAUGCCUUCAGAAAAUAAGAGAAGAUAAACAUCUAUGCACAGGGAAUUCACCACACCAAAAAGGUUCCGGAGAUGUCUUAAUUUUAUUAUUAAAGCAAUACAUGUUGCUUGGUUACAACAAAUUUGCUGUUGAUAUCUUUUUACAGUUGAUCUGCUUUUGGCCAAAGUGGAGAACAUUUUUGAAACGGUCAGUUAGAAAAUUGAUAGCAAAUUAGCAAUGCAAUGCCUAAUUUAUUUUUUAGGUGUCGGUCUAAAAAUGGGUGAAGUUGAAAGUAGUGAUGGAUAGGGCUUUUAUAUCAAUUACAUUCAAUUUUCUUUCAGUAAGAUCUUGGUUAGUAUAAUUUCAGUUUAUUUAGUUUA
Molecule: messenger RNA, 2020 nt
Organism: Mercurialis annua (annual mercury)
Lineage: Eukaryota; Viridiplantae; Streptophyta; Magnoliopsida; Malpighiales; Euphorbiaceae
Product: dihydroorotate dehydrogenase (quinone), mitochondrial
Exons: 12
Coding region: 272-1645 (457 amino acids)
Biological process (GO): 'de novo' pyrimidine nucleobase biosynthetic process; pyrimidine ribonucleotide biosynthetic process
Cellular component (GO): cytoplasm; mitochondrial inner membrane
Molecular function (GO): dihydroorotate dehydrogenase activity
Source: RefSeq, a predicted model, not a curated record